Messenger RNA from Anarrhichthys ocellatus (wolf-eel), 2654 nucleotides. RefSeq names its product bone morphogenetic protein 2-B. The record is from RefSeq and is a predicted model, not a curated record. Gene Ontology annotation, molecular function: growth factor activity; cytokine activity. Lineage: Eukaryota; Metazoa; Chordata; Actinopteri; Perciformes; Anarhichadidae. Gene Ontology annotation, cellular component: extracellular region. The transcript has 5 exons. Bases 963 to 2120 code for a protein of 385 amino acids.
UUGGAAGAUCAUCUCGGAUUCAUCUUAACGGAGGAAUAAACAUGUCAUGCUGAUUUCGAUGUCAACUCUGAGUCACUGUCCAAACAGAAACGGGGACGGGGGCGAGGACACGAUGACCGGCUGCGUUUUGUGGAAAUGUGCGCAUUAACAAGCAGCUUUUGAAAGCGCGCUUCAUUUGCGUCACGGCUCUUCUGUUCGUUUGCUCUCUUGCGACUGGCCCCAUACUGAUAACAGACCACUGGGCCAAGAAACACAUGACGUGGAGCAGCGGCGACAAAACAUCAUAAUGGGAUAACUUUAUUUGGUUGGCCCGCUAAUUAGUCCCUGCUGUGAAACAACUGUAGUGCAGAAAAAACAUGUUCCUUCUUAUACACUAAAGGUUUAAUCCAUCAUAUUUAAAGUUAAAUGGAUUAAUUUAAACAUAUGAAUUGCAGCAUAUUGGUAGUCAACAUUUUCUUUUGUUGUUAUUACCUGUUUAUAUCCUUUUUCAUAUAAUGCAUCCAUAUUCAAUGUUAAUAUUUUUUUAUGAAGUCAAACGGGUUAUUUCGACACUAAUUCAUAGGCUCGUUGUUUGAUGACUCCUAUAGGCUAUCAGAGGGAUUAAUCAGUGUUUAACGUUGUAUUCUAACAGCCUGCAUUAGAGGCUAUCUAUAGAUAAGCCUCGAAGUGUCUUUGCUUCCGAAGUCGGUUAAACAGGUCAAAUAAGACAAAUGGCCUUUGCCCUACUGUAACCUGGACAUAGAAAUUAAAGGGGAAUUAGUCCUUUAUUUAUUAUAUUUUACAGCCGACUCUCGGGUCAUCUUCACCUUUCCUUUGUGUUGUCUUUCCACCAUCAUCAAUCACGGCCCAAUCAUCUCCUGGUGUUAGCGGUAUACGGCGACGGCCUGUCAUCAGAGGCAGCGGGCUGCCCUUAUCACCAGCCGUCCCACCAGGUGUAGAACCUCAGUCCGCUCUCACUAAAAAUGACAACAGGAGCUCUGCGCCUCUGGCUCGUCCUCGCUCUCCAGCUGAGGUGCGUCGCUCUCCCGCUGGAGAGGGGGAAAGCAGAGCGGCAGGACGGUUUGGAUACGACGAACGCGGCGAGCGAGAAGGUGGACGCCUUGCUGCAACUAAAUGAUCUACCUCGAGGAGUGGCGGCUCCUCACAAGAAGGCACCUCAGUUUAUGUUGGAUCUUUUUAACGCGGUGACAGACUCCGACGGGAGCCCGAAGAGCCAGAAGGAGAUUCUGGAAGGAAACAUAGUCCGAAGUUUCGAGGAUAAAGGUCAUGCUGGAGAGAGGUUUCACUUCUUCAAUCUAUCAUCUUUCGGUAGAGAGGAGAGAAUGAUCAAAGCGGAGUUCCGUUGGUUUCGAAAGAAACAGAAGUUUUUCCUCGGAAAGCUUUAUGGGCCACAUUUCUAUAAGGUGGAUCUGUAUGAGGUGCUGGACAGCCGAGUGAAGCCAUGGAGAGGAAACCUCAUCACCUCCAGACUGGUGCCCCUUUACACACAAGGAUGGGAAGUCUUCAAUGUCACUCAAACGGUGUCAAAGUGGAUCCGCAACAGCCAGGAGAAUAAUGGCAUCCUUGUGGUGACCACACUUCCCUCUGGGAGCUGGAUGGAGUCAGUGGUGUCCUCAUCCAAGCGGAAUGGAGAGCUGACGGACACGAAUGCCUACCUGGUCAUAUUCUCAGACGACGGGAGGACAGGAGCAUCAAACCAGUCAUACCUGGGACAGGCCCAACCUGCAGCACCUGAGCCUUACGAUCACCGCAGCCGGAGACGGCGUGCCUCUCCGGGUUUCCUGCCCCACGGCCGCUCCCAGUCCUGCCAGCGGGUCCCCCUCUUCGUCGACUUUGAGGAGAUCGGCUGGUCCGGCUGGAUCAUCUCCCCGCGGGGAUACAACGCCUACCACUGCAAAGGCUCCUGCCCGUUCCCGCUGGGGGGGAACCUCAGAGCGACCAACCACGCCACGGUGCGCUCCAUCAUACACGCGCUCAAGCUCUCCAGUGACGAAGUGGGAGCCCCCUGCUGUGUUCCCGACAGACUCCAGUCCAUCAGUUUGUUAUAUUUUGACGAUGAGGAGAAUGUGGUUUUGAAGCAGUAUGACGACAUGGUGGCACUAAGCUGCGGCUGCCAUUGACUGGCUGUGCAUCUCCUUCACUCUUUAACACUGGAACAAUGAGGGAUGGGGAGAUGAUGGUUUGCUUAAAACACUGUAUUUUUGUGCAUAAUGUUAAAUAUUGUAUUAUUUUGAGAAAUUAAACAACUGUUCCUCAGCUAGUAAUCAGUGAUCCUUUGAAUAGAUUUACAAUUGGAGAUUAUUUGUUGUUUGUAGUCAUAGAUUAGUGAUGCACUAGUUGAUGAUGGUUGGUAGGGAGUGUUAAUUAAGAUUAAACUGAAAUCAUAACUGUCUACUUUUUCUUCAGGUGUUUUGGGGGCCCUUGAUUUGGUGACACUUAGCCAGCCCAUAAUAAGGGGUUAAAAAGAAAUCCAAUAAAUGACCAUUGCUUCUUCUCUCGGUUGUUAACUGGCUAGCAUGGGCGUAACUGUAGACAGUGCAGGCAGUGCGGUUGCACGGGGGGCUGUUUUAUGGAGAAUAGGCCCUUAUAAGUGAUUUAGAGAACUCACACUUUUUUUUUCUCUGUAAACCAGUCAGUAACAAUCUUGUAUAUGC